This is a messenger RNA of Carassius gibelio (silver crucian carp), 776 nucleotides long. It is a transcript of the gene gpx9, whose product is annotated as glutathione peroxidase 9. The transcript is spliced from 5 exons. The record is from RefSeq and is a predicted model, not a curated record. Gene Ontology annotation, molecular function: glutathione peroxidase activity. Bases 169 to 591 code for a protein of 140 amino acids. Gene Ontology annotation, biological process: response to oxidative stress. Lineage: Eukaryota; Metazoa; Chordata; Actinopteri; Cypriniformes; Cyprinidae.
CACAAAACCUGAGAAGUUACAGCAAAUAUGGCUGUAGAUUCGGUUUAUGAUUUCACCAUGGAGACCCUGGAGAGAAAGGCCGCUCCACUCAGCAUCUUCAGAGGAAAAGUUCUUCUCGUUGUGAAUGUGGCGACCUUCUGAGGGUCCACCGUUGAAGAGUAUCACAGGAUGAAUGCACUCAUGGACAUGUAUAAAGGCCUGAACUUCACCGUGCUUGGAUUCCCCUGCAAUCAGUUCGGCCUGCAGGCACCUGAGGAGAACCAUGAAACCCUGAAUAUCUUACAGCAUGUGAGACCAGGACGAGGUUUCCUCCCAAAGUUCCCCAUCUUCAGCAGGAUUGAGGUGAACGGCUCUGAUGAACAUCCUCUAUACGCCUUCCUGAAGGAAACUCUGCCGUUUGUUAACCCAGUCAUUGGAGACAUCAGGAAGCUCUACUGGUCUCCCAUUAAAGCCAAUGACAUCCGGUGGAACUUCGAGAAGUUUCUCAUCACCGCAGACGGACUUCCUUACAAAAGGUAUGAUCCUCACUGUCCAUUUGAAGAGGUGGAGCGGGACAUUGCCACACUUCUGCAGGGAAGACAAUUAUCAUAACACAUCCAUAAACAGACUGAGAUUCUUCCUCUUUCUAGAUCCAAUCAGAUUCAAUCAGUCUGUCCGUCUUCUGAAGUCAAUGAGUGAAUCUCACGAAACCUGCCAUAAAAAUCUCUAAAAUAUAUUUCACUUCAAAAACAAUUGAAAAAAAUAAAGAUAUGUAUUCAUAUAUAUAUAUAUAUAUA